Zeugodacus cucurbitae (melon fly) is the source of this 1719-nucleotide messenger RNA. RefSeq names its product cyclic AMP-dependent transcription factor ATF-2 (gene Atf-2). The transcript is spliced from 3 exons. Gene Ontology annotation, molecular function: DNA-binding transcription factor activity, RNA polymerase II-specific; cAMP response element binding. NCBI's taxonomy places the organism in Eukaryota, Metazoa, Arthropoda, Insecta, Diptera, Tephritidae. The record is from RefSeq and is a predicted model, not a curated record. Gene Ontology annotation, biological process: regulation of transcription by RNA polymerase II. The coding region runs from base 74 to 1522 and encodes 482 amino acids.
ACAAAAGUGAAAUUGUGCAGGAAAUUCCGCACAAAUACACAACUGGAUUGGUACGUCAUUGCACAGCAGGAGUAUGGAGUUGUCUACCGAUAAGGUAUUUGACUGUGGCAGCAAAUGUGAACGUGAAAACAAGCAUGACAUGAUGUUGGAUUUGAGUUUGAAUGAUCAGAAAACCGAGAAUCUCUUUGCAGGCUCCGAUCAAACGCCGACGCCAACACGACUCAUACGCAAUUGUGAGGAAGUGGGACUGUUCGAAGAUCUGCAGCAUGUCAAUCCAUUCGAGGAGACCUUUCGACGCGCUUGUGAGCAACACAACGGUCAGACACCCAUACGUCAACUGGAUUCAGUGGAAGUGCAUGCCGAUGAGGACUCACUACACACACCACAAGUGUAUCCACACCUGGAAGCGAUACAGAGCUGUGCAGAAAUGCUCAGCAAACCGCUGGACAGUCCCACUUCGGCAACGGUGACGCUGGACGUACCCGUCGUGGAUGAGAUAUUGAACGCGGCAACGGAUGCAUACAAAAUCGGUACGUCACGACAGAACUCAAACAAUUCGACCACUUCGUCGGGUGGUUAUGGCAAGAUUUAUAAAUAUCGCACAAUUGCCGAAAAACCAGCACCAGAAGUGCAAAGCGACGCACGUUUGCCAUACAUACAGCUACCCACAACAGCGAUACAGUUCAUACAACCGCAGUUGAUUACACUGACUUUCCCCGAAAGCAAUGCCAACAAAACGCUGGGGAAUACUUUAGAAGCCAAACCAAUGGGUGCCUUAGCGACAAAUGCAAUACCUAUACAGACUGUCAAACCAUUCAUAAUGCCAAAAUUAGCACCUGCGCCAACAACUGUCACCACAAAAAAAUCAACAACAACAACACAACUGCCACCAUUGAGAACCAAAACUUCCAGCAACACCACAACAACUACAACACUUGCCACUAGCGCUAGCGUUACUGCCACAACAGUCAAUCAACCAACGCUGACACCAACACCACAUGAACCGAGUAGCGCCAGCCUUACACCCACUUCACAACUACCCAUCAAAGAGCGGCUUAAGGCCAUACUGAGUCUGGGCAAUAAAACAAACGCGCCGACAGCGCCAUUGCCCGUCACCAAGGGCAGUAGCAACACAAAACGUGUGCGUGGUGCGCCUGCUGGUGCAUGUAAGUACGAUGAGGACUGCAUGGUGCGUCGACGUGCGGCAGCGACGCGCUACCGCAAUAAAAUGCGUAACGAACAUAAAGAUUUGCGGCGACGCAAUGGUGAACUGCAAGCGGAAAAUGAGAAAUUGCGCGCACACAUCAAACAGCUGGAGCAGGAAUUGGCAAAAAGUCAACAACAACAACAGCAGCAGCAAAUACUGCAGGCAACAAAUGGUGGUUUACAAACGGUGCCGGCACAAGUACAAAUACCACCAUCAACAUUGCAUCUGGUAAUGAAUAUACCAACAAUGGUUGUGCCUUCUGGUGGACAACCAUCACUGGUACAACCGAUAACAUAUCGUGUGGAGAAGAAAUGAGAGCUUUAAGUUUAUACAACUGGAAAAUAUGUAGCUUAGAAGUCUUCCAUAAAGACAUGAAAUUGAGGUUAUGUGACUUAAAUGCAUAUACAAUUAAAAAAAAAAUAGUGAAACUAGUUUAGUGUUAGGCGUAUAUUAGCACAAAGUGCGUUUGUUAUAAAUAUAUGCUUAUUUAGCAAUUAUAAUAGGCGGUUAUU